Messenger RNA from Biomphalaria glabrata, 1242 nucleotides. Its product is annotated as neuralized-like protein 2. Gene Ontology annotation, molecular function: ubiquitin protein ligase activity. NCBI's taxonomy places the organism in Eukaryota, Metazoa, Mollusca, Gastropoda, Planorbidae. The record is from RefSeq and is a predicted model, not a curated record. The coding region runs from base 299 to 1156 and encodes 285 amino acids. Gene Ontology annotation, biological process: intracellular signal transduction. The transcript has 4 exons.
UAGACAUCUAAUUCUAGACUGGAGAGCUACAGUACUACUGGCCUGAUCUAAUCUAUAGAUUCUAUUUCUAGAUCUAGAUUUACUAUGAUUUAGAUGAUCUAGAUCAUGAUUGAUACUAGUAGACUAAGACAGCAUUUAUAAUAAACGAGUGGACUAGACCCUAUUUAUAUUAUAUUUAUAAAUACUAGAUCUAGUUCUAGUAUAAUGAUUGAUUCUACAUAAUAAUACUAGAGACUAGAGUCUAAUAUCGGACUAAUAGUAAUAGUGAAUAGUGAAGUCAAGGUUGAAAUUCAAGGAGAUGCCUGUUCGAAGGUUCCACAAAUCUCAUGGUCAAAAUAUUAGACUUCUUCAGAAUAACACUGUUGCAUUAAGAGAAGUUAGUUUUGCACACGCCUUGGUAUUUAGUGAAAAACCUUUACAACCAGGAGAGAUAUUUCUUGUCGAAAUAGAAAAAACAGAACGUGGUUGGAGUGGCCACAUGAGGAUAGGCCUCACAGAGGUAGACCCAGGUAAACAAGAAAAUGGUCUGCCUCAAUAUGCCUUACCUGAUUUGGCACAGCUAGGAAGAUGUUGGGUCUCAGCAGUUACAAAAUCAAGAAAUAGGUUACAAUAUCAAAGUCCUGAAAGAGCUGCAGCUACUAGACAGGCUUCAUAUACAUCUGUGUUAGGCAACAGUGAAGUUAUAAGCACAUCUUGUGGGCGUGUAAGACGUUCUAUGCUUCAGCCGUCUCACGAAUUUCUUGGGACUGCAUUUGUGAAUAAUCUGAAUGGACAUCACUCAGCUGAAAGAGAUGAACCUUCUCUUAAAACUGCAAAAAAACUGAUCCUUGCAACAGAUGUCGGUUCGCGUAUAGGUGUUAUGUAUUGCCCCGAUGAAACUGGUAUUUUUGCUAGAAUGCACUUUAUAAUUAAUGGUGAAGAUCAAGGCCCAAGUGAUGAGCUUAUUCCUCUUAAUGAAGAUUCUGCACCUCUAUAUGCUGUUGUUGAUGUUUAUGGAACUACAAAGCAAAUACGACUCAUUGAACUGUACAAAGUGAGUUCAUUACAAAAUGUUUGUCGGGACCUCAUUUUACAGACGACACCAAGAAGCCAACUUUCAGUCCUUCCAUUACCACAAAAAGUGAUCCAUUUUUUAUGUGAUGGUGAUAACUCCUAGCAUUUUGUUUUAUUUAUUAGAUAUAUCUUGUUCAAAAUCUAUCUAUUGUGUGUUCUAGUUUUAAAAUAUUUCGUUAUUCUUGUUCA